UACUGGGAGUUACAAGAGACUCAGAAAGGAGUGAGAUCUCAAAGUCAUACAGACAGCUGGCUAAAAAAUGGCAUCCGGACAGGCACAAAAAGCAGGAGGACAAGGAAAAGGCAUCCGAAAUGUUCCAGAAGAUAGCAACUGCCUACGAGAUCCUCAAAGAUGACGAGCAAAGAAGUGAUUAUGACUACAUGUUGGACAAUCCAGAUGAGUACUAUGCUCAUUAUUACUACUACUAUCGCCGGCAAAUGGCACCCAAGGUGGACGUACGCAUUGUCAUCGCAGUCGCCAUAACUGUCAUUUCGGUGAUUCAGUAUUUGGGAGGUCUUAGCAACUACAACUCUGCCCUAAACUAUCUGUGCAAAGACCAGAAGUACCGGAUGCGAGCCAUGGACAUUGCACGGACGGAGGGCUUGCUAAAUAACAACAAAAAGAAAAACAGAAAAGGAAAGGAAGAAGCCAAAGAAGAGGAGGAGGCGAUGAUACGCAAAAUCAUCGAGGAGAACAUGGACAUCCGGGGCGGGUACCGCAAGCCCAAGGUGACGGACGUGCUAUGGGUGCAGCUGGUGCUGCUCCCGUACUGGCUGUACAAGUACGUGGUGUGGUGGCUGCGCUGGGUCUACAAGUUCAACAUCAAAGGAGAAGAGUACGGGGUGGAGGAGAAGUUUCACAUCAUACGCAAGUUCCUGGGGUUGGGCCAGGCGCAGUGGGAGAGUGUGACGGAGGAGGAUAAAGCUGAAUAUAUGGACCAUGAACUUUGGAUAAAAGAAAAUUUUACGGUUUGGAAAGAAGAAAAGGAGGAGGAAAUGAAGCGAAAACUUGCGGAGAACAAUAGAUACAAAAUGUACAGGAGGUACAUGAAGAAAGGUGGAGCCGGGCAGAUGACUUUUGGCCCCGAAUAACAAAUUUGGCUUGGAGACACUGUCGUAGAUUUGAGCUGAAGUAGCUCAGCAUUUAUUACUCUUGGUAUCAUUUAUGAAGAAAUGGAAGCAUAUCUCUCUCGUACGAGUCACCAUGUCUUGUCUCUACACCUUGCCAUUCUGUAGUAUGCUGAAAGAUCUUUAAAGGAUUUGAGACUUGGGUGGUUCAUGGAUGCUCUGGUGUGGUUUGCAGAUGCUCUGAUGUGGUUUGCUCUUUCU
Aplysia californica (California sea hare) is the source of this 1136-nucleotide messenger RNA. RefSeq names its product dnaJ homolog subfamily C member 25 homolog. NCBI's taxonomy places the organism in Eukaryota, Metazoa, Mollusca, Gastropoda, Aplysiida, Aplysiidae. Gene Ontology annotation, cellular component: endoplasmic reticulum membrane. The record is from RefSeq and is a predicted model, not a curated record. Gene Ontology annotation, biological process: protein folding.